Heterotrigona itama is the source of this 1326-nucleotide messenger RNA. NCBI's taxonomy places the organism in Eukaryota, Metazoa, Arthropoda, Insecta, Hymenoptera, Apidae. The record is from the annotation of a GenBank genome assembly.
AUGACAUUAUUACGAUCACGGUCGUCAGUGAUAUCGUUAACGUUGAUCUUGUUUCUUCUAACUAGUCCUUCGUACAAAGCACAGAAAGAAGGUAAAAUUGAUUUUGUUCGAUCGGUAAAUAAUCUUCCACAUACGCAUGAACUUUAGAAACUAAUCUAUAUUCAACAUCUAAUUUUUCUUUUUUCAAACUUUCAUAUCUGCUUUUGAACAUUCACAUCUGACUCGCACUUUAGCUUUACAACGAAUACAAAGAUCUGCAAUGAAAUUGAAACAGGAAAUAAUGGUGAAUCUGAAAUCUACUUGCCUUGGAAAAAACAGGGAGAUCCGAUCUGUCGUCUUGUUUCCCCGCAGCCUUUAUAAUUAUUUAGAUAAAUAAGGUCGCAGCGAGAAAUCCGAGGUGCGCGAAAAAUUUUAUCUAAUGGAUAUUGUUAUUUUGCAGGCGAUAGAUGUAUCACAGAUGGUGUUCCAGGUGUUUGUACGUUUUUUCCGCAAUGCCCUCCGAUGUAUCAAAAUGCAUUGAUCGGGCAAUUUCCACGUCAAGUAUGUGGUUUCUCAAACUUGACACCAAUCCCAAAAUUUAUAAUCGGUGGUACCAAGGCUUCUCACACGGAGUUUACAUUCAUGGCUGCGAUUGGAUUUGGUAGUUUCGAGAACGGAAGUCUUGCCUGGUUAUGUGGUGGUACCCUUAAGAAUUUCAGAACAAUUCGUCGUAACUGCAGUACACUGUACUUACGAUCGGGUAGCGUAAUUUGGGUACGAUUAGGUGACUUAAACCUCGAGAAAAUGGAGGAUGAUGCUGGUGCAAUUAAUGUACGUGUUAUCGAGCGAAUAAGACAUCCCUUAUAUAAACUAUCAUCACGAUAUCACGACAUCGCGCUUCUCAAGUUAGAAAGAGAAAUAACAUUUACUCGAUUUAUACGACCCUGUUGUUUAGCGGACUCCUUAUCAGAUAAUAAUUCCAGUGAUAAGGCUAUUGCAAUGGGAUGGGGGACUGUCGAAUGGGGUGGAAAUAGUUCAAGUGAUUUAUUAAAAGUCACACUCAACUUGAUACCUCAUUCAGAAUGUAACAGAAUAUUCACUAAUGACAGUACACUCCAAUACGGAAUCGUAGAAAAUUGGCAAAUUUGUGCCGGUGGUCCUGGGAAAGACACCUGUCAGGGCGACAGUGGUGGACCAUUAGUUGUUCGUAACAAUACCAGUUUCAUAUUCAGGCUGAUCGGAGUGACAAAUUUCGGGAAGCUUUGUGGUAGUGUUAGUCCCGGUAUAUAUACUCGCAAUUACAAUUAUAUAUCAUGGAUAGAAGAUAUAGUGUGGCCAGAUCCUUAA